AUGGAAGGAGAAGACCCAAACUGUGGUGACGUUGUAGUGCGAGCAGACAGUGAGGGCUAUGGUGGUCUGUCCGGAGUGUGUUCUUAUGGAUCGUUGCGACGCACACCGACAAUCCGCACAGCAACGUGGCGUGCUGAGGAAAGCCACGCCCUCGUCAAUCACCUCAUCAGUGUGAGCCAAUCAGAGAGCAGAAUGGAGUGCUGCGCGGCGUGCCUGAAUGACGUCAACUGUUGCUCUGUGAACUACGAGGAGACGACCGGGAGAUGUGAGCUGAACGGGACAGACGGCCGGACCUGCCCCGCCUCUGUUGUGCCUCGUGAGGGUUACGCCUUCUAUCAACCAACGGAGUGAUACAAUCCUGAAAGGCACUCAAUG
Branchiostoma belcheri (Belcher's lancelet) is the source of this 375-nucleotide messenger RNA. RefSeq lists its product as uncharacterized. The transcript has 3 exons. The record is from RefSeq and is a predicted model, not a curated record. Bases 1 to 351 code for a protein of 116 amino acids. NCBI's taxonomy places the organism in Eukaryota, Metazoa, Chordata, Leptocardii, Amphioxiformes, Branchiostomatidae.